Drosophila subpulchrella is the source of this 976-nucleotide messenger RNA. RefSeq lists its product as uncharacterized. Lineage: Eukaryota; Metazoa; Arthropoda; Insecta; Diptera; Drosophilidae. The transcript is spliced from 3 exons. Bases 481 to 846 code for a protein of 121 amino acids. The record is from RefSeq and is a predicted model, not a curated record.
UUUUGUUUUUAACAAAAAUGCAAGCAAUUCAAAGCCCCGCUGACAGUUUAUUUAACAUUUUAUCCCGCUGACUCAGCCGAAGGCUAUGAAGAUACAAUUUUAUCUGCUACCUGUGCUCAGAUACUUUUUUUUUACUCAUCCAUCAACCGCAAAAUGCGAUGAACUGUGAGCCAUUGUUGUAGAUGCUGCUGUGUGGCUGUUGUACCUGCAAUUUCAGCCCAUGUUGCUGAUGUAGCUGCAAUUGUUGCUGCCGCUGCGUGACAAUGAUUGCACAAUGAAAUCAAUUGUUAUAAUGGAAUUAGCGUGCACGAGGCCGAACACAGCCGUGAAUUGUCAGCCAGAAAGAGAGAGCGGGUAAAAAAGAAGGAAAAAUUGUGGCGGGGAAAGUGGGGCCCAAAGCGCCCCGAGAUAUCAUUCCUAUUUAAGUGCCGGCCACUUAACACCGUCGAAAUAAAUCGAAUCGAGCCAAGCGGACCCGAGAUGCUCACCAGACAGCCCGACUACACCAUCUCCGAACUGGGCCAUCCCAUCCACCAGUGGCCGGAUUCGACCAUGUGCGAGUCCCUCAAGAAACUGGACUACGCAAAGUUGCCAAGCUCCCCGCCUUCACCCCAUCGCCUCCUGCCGCUGAGGAAAACCCUGGACGAUUGCUUCAAGCGGUUGACGACGAGGAGCAGAGAAGAUUUAGAAGAUGAUCCCAUAUACCAGCAGAAACAGCGGAAGAAUCAGUGGAACGAGCAGCAGCGAAAGCGCAGCAAUCAAAAAUGUCGAGAUAAAGGCGAGUCCCGAACAACAACAACAAUGACGACUACGAUAGCGACGACUUGCGAUCUGAACAAUUUCUGAGAUUGGAACGAGGGGAAAGAAUUCUUAUGGGGGAGCCAACCUAAGCGGACUGAUUAAAUGUGCUAAAAUAAAACACCUUUUGCCUAGAACAUUAAGUACAUAAAAUGUUAAGUAAAGAAAAAACCUAUAA